Molecule: messenger RNA, 2055 nt
Organism: Caenorhabditis bovis
Lineage: Eukaryota; Metazoa; Nematoda; Chromadorea; Rhabditida; Rhabditidae
Source: the annotation of a GenBank genome assembly
AUGUUGGCUAUUGGAAUGCACGUGGAGAUCCAGCGAAGCGAUGGUCGAAUUCACGGUGCGGUAAUUGCGGAAAUCAAAAAUAAUGGUCGAUAUAUGGUGGAAUGGUACGAAAAGGGUGAAACAAAAGGAAAAGAAUCGACGUAUGAAGAACUUGCAAAAUUGAACCCAACAUUGAAGCAAGGUCUGCCGGAACCAGUAAAGCUUCAACCUCGCGUAGCGUCGCAAAGACAACAACCACAACACCCGCCGCAAACGCAGAGACCUUCUCAAGCUCACGAGUUCCACAAUUUCAUGAAUUCUCAUAGAAAUGUUCAAGACGAUGACGAUACGUUUUUGUUAGAUGCGAUGAUGGAAGAUCGAGAGAAACCGCAACCGCCCGUUACCCGUAGGGAACGAAUCGAUCCUCCAGCUGCUACUCGGCCAGCUAAUUCGCGACGAUCGAUGGCUCCAGACAAUGGUAAUAGUCUACCACAACCGCCGCCGCCGAUGGCGCAAAAAACCGCCAAAGUCGCCCCACAAGCUCAAUAUCGAGCGCCAUCACCAGUUACAAAAAAGGAGCCACCUGCUCCUGUUGCCCCAGCUCCGACACCUGCUCCGCAGCAAGUGCAACCUGUUGCCAGAGCGCCGUCGCCGACACCAAUGUCGUAUCCGCAGCAAGAUGUUUCCGCGGGAAACGUCAAUUAUGCGUUUGCUGAAAUGAUUAGAGCUUAUAGGAAUCAGAUUGAUUAUCGUCCAUUGACCAUUAACGAUCCCGUUUCUGAAAAUCGCAUUUCUGUUUGCGUGCGUAAACGACCGCUCAACAAAAAGGAGAUUGCAAAAGGCGAAAUCGAAGUUGUGACAAUUCCGAGCCGCGAUAUUAUUGUUCUUCAUCAACCGCAAGUUCGAGUUGAUCUCACGAAAUACUUGGAAAAUCAAAAAUUUCGCUUUGAUUAUGCUUUUGAUGAGAAUUCAAGCAAUGACCUAGUUUAUAAGUUUACUGCUCAACCACUCGUAAAGACGAUAUUCGAGAAAGGAACAGCAACAUGUUUCGCUUAUGGGCAAACCGGAUCAGGAAAAACGCACACCAUGGGUGGUGAUUUCUCUGGAAAAAAGCAGAAUGCUUCACUGGGAAUAUACGCGCUGACUGCUCGCGAUGUAUUCCGAAUGCUCGAAAUGCCGCAGUACAGGCGUAAGGAUUUAAGUGUUCACUGCGCAUUUUUCGAAAUUUACGGAUCUAAGGUAUUCGAUCUUCUUAACGAUAAGGCAAUGCUUCGUGUUCUUGAAGACAACAAGAACAAAGUGCAAGUCGUUGGAUUGAAGGAAGAGCUCACAACGAAUGAGCAAGAAGUCCUCGACUUGAUCAACAAGGGAUCGCUGGUUCGUACCGCUGGAACCACUUCAGCCAAUGCCAACUCGUCCAGAUCGCACGCCGUAUUCCAGAUUAUUCUUAGGCAAGGGAAAUCGGUUUGGGGAAAAUUUUCGCUCAUCGAUUUGGCGGGAAAUGAGCGCGGCCAUGACACUCGCGAAUGCGAUCGCGAAACUCGACAAGAAGGCGCUGCAAUCAAUACUUCGCUAUUGGCUUUGAAGGAAUGCAUUCGCGCUAUGGCUCGAAAUUCGUCACAUGUUCCAUUCCGUCAGUCGAAGCUUACUCUGGUUCUUCGUGAUAGUUUUAUUGGCGAGAAUGCUCGAACUGUUAUGAUUUCGAUGAUAUCGCCUGGAGUUUCUUCUAGUGAACAUUCGCUGAAUACAUUGAGAUAUGCGGAUAGAGUAAAAGAAAUGGGAACUGAAGGUUCUGGAGAUGCAACUCCGAUUCGAGACGAAGAAAUCUUUUUGCCGCCGCAAAUUGAAAAGUCUGACGACGAGGAUGACGAAGCGUACGAAGCGCACGAGAGGAGUGAGAAGUUGCGAGGAGUAACUGCGCAAGUCCGACAAUCAAGAGAGAUUUUCGACGAAUUGAUUGCUGCCUUGUCGCGUGGCAACGCAACGGAUUCGCGACAAAAACGCGAAGUUUUGACGAAAUUCGACGAACUCGCCAAAUCGAUGAAUCGCGCGAAAUCGGCAUUCGAAAACAUUUAG